Molecule: messenger RNA, 618 nt
Organism: Schistosoma rodhaini
Lineage: Eukaryota; Metazoa; Platyhelminthes; Trematoda; Strigeidida; Schistosomatidae
Source: the annotation of a GenBank genome assembly
AUGUUUGCAAUUAUCUUAAUUUACGUUUUAUAUUUCAUUGCUAAUGCAAAGUUUGAACAUACAACAUCAGGAAUCAGGAAUCCAAGUAAAUUAUCAGAUUCCAAUGCUUCAAAAACAUUAAACUUGAAAAAUUUAACAGAUCAUUAUAUUCACACACCACAGAAAUCAAAUAAUGGGACUUCAUGCAACGGUAAAGAUACAUGUACACUUCCAAACCCAAGUCAAAAAGGUUCUACGAACACUACGAGUUUACCUAAUACGCAAUCUCACAAAUCUACAGUAGCUCCCUCUGUUCCAAAGCCAACACGCCAGGAAAUCCCACGAAGUGGUAAAAUUGUCAAUGGAACAAAACCAACGCCUGGUAAACCUGCUCCCUCUGUUCCAAAGCCAACACGCCAGGAAAUCCCACGAAGUGGUAAAAUUGUCAAUGGAACAAAACCAACGCCUGGUAAACCUGGGUCAUUCCUGAAAAGAGUUGGCGAUGGAUUUUUCGAUUUGUUCAGUGAACAAGAGUUUCAUCCAAUUAAUCAUAAGAGCUAUUUAUUCAAUUUCUGGUAUCUUUUCAGAACAUCAUUUUUGAAUUUAAAGAAUAUGAAAAACUUAUUACUGGGAAGUUAA